UUAGGUAUUGCUGACGGACAAGAGGAAGAAGGAACCACAGGUGUGGGGAAGCAAGUCCACUUGGAAUGGUGCAGAAAAAAAGAGAAGUGUUCCAACGAUAUUGAAGAUGAAUUAAGAAGGUUAAAAGGCGAAUGUGAGAAGGUUGCUUUAGAAAAAAGUUCUGAGGUAUCGUCACUCUUGGCAGAAAAUACAUUUGUGUGGAAUCAAUAUAAUUUAAUGGAGAAGGACUACACAAAUAAAUUAAGGAGUAAACAAGCUGAAGUAGAAAAAGCAAAAGAGAAGAUAACUAUACUUGUUUCCAGCAUGGAGCUACUGCAGUCUGAAAAUAAUAAAAAGGAUAGCACAGUUUCACAGUUACAAAGUAAAGUGGCUGAUAUGGAGGCUGAGACAAAAAGAUUAAACAAAGAAAUAUCAGGACUUUCAGUGGAGUUGGAAUCUUUAAGAAAGUUCAGGAACAACCAAGUUACACCUGUUUUAAAUCAUUGCACUGAAGGAACUAAAGCAUCUGAAUCGGGAAUCAUUACGAGCAGUGAAAAGCCUGAAGAGGAAAGAAGCCCCAGUUAUUCCCCCUCAGAGACUCCAAAACUGUUCUCUUCCAGCUUCAAGGUUCCAAAACUGAAGCCCUCUUUAAGGGUCCGUUCACAGUUCUUCUAA
Gastrolobium bilobum is the source of this 654-nucleotide messenger RNA. RefSeq names its product autophagy-related protein 11-like. Lineage: Eukaryota; Viridiplantae; Streptophyta; Magnoliopsida; Fabales; Fabaceae. The annotation marks the transcript as partial. The record is from RefSeq and is a predicted model, not a curated record. The transcript has 3 exons.